Molecule: messenger RNA, 1853 nt
Organism: Desarmillaria tabescens
Lineage: Eukaryota; Fungi; Basidiomycota; Agaricomycetes; Agaricales; Physalacriaceae
Exons: 2
Coding region: 290-1774 (494 amino acids)
Source: RefSeq, a predicted model, not a curated record
UGCCUAUACAACGAUGACUACACGGCACGAGAAAUUCGCUGAUGGAUCUAUGGGACUUUGUUGUUACCUACAGGGCUUCCAGGAUAUCACUGUACUCGGGAACCGUCUCUCCUUGUUUCUCUUGGCUCUGGGAUCUGGACUGCCUCGACAAUGUAGCUCCACUUCAGUCGCGAUCCUUUUCUCUGGAGCGCUCUGGCACCUGGCAACCAGUCAAGGAACAAGCAUUUCAAACUCCCCAUUCAGUUGGCAACCAUCUGAAUGAAUGCAUUAAGCACCCAGAGUGGUGGUAAUGGUCCCGGUACCGGUCGUAAACGACACUAGUGCUUUCCUACUCCAACUCCCAGCGCGUAAAUCCCAUCGAAACAUAAGGAGUAACACUAGCGUUCUACCGCGGCCCUAUCCGCCGACCGCUCCUUUUUACUCGUCUUUCCUGCUUUCAUCAUAUCUGCCGACUCGUUCUUCCAGUGUCAUUACCAGCCCACUCCGCAAUACUCCGACCGGACUCUCUUGCACUCCCGUUUGUAUGAAUGCCAAUGAUUCUCAGUCUCACGGGCCGGUCUCAUCGACCGCAAACAAGCUGGAUGAGUCAAAAGACAAAGCGACGCUUCUCAAAAAGGCGAGGAAGCUAAGCAGGGUUUUUGGCGAAGCGCCGUCUUUGGACCAGUCAAUCGCUGCGGUUGGCCCCUCCAAGCUGUUUCGUCACAAGCGCUCUACAUCUUCUGUUUCCUCCCCAUUGGGUAGCCCAAAGUCAAACAAGAGAUAUACUUCGCAGCCUGACUUGAGACAAGCAGAGGUUCCUCCCCUCCCCCAAAUUAACGAAACCGCUCCAGGAUGGACGCCGCAGGCUAUACCGUCGGACAGUCCAUCUUCGGUAUCUCUACACACGGAUACGUGCCAUUCGAACCUUAAUGAUUCCUUAUCCUCUCUGGUUUCUGCGGCCGUUGCUCAUACAACCGCUGAGCGGUCCAAGAACAUAACGACUGAUCAGCAACCUUCACUACCCCCCAUCCCUCGGUUGGGACGUACCAAGAAGCCAGGCCGGCGUAAAGCUGCCAGAAUGCGCAGCUUUGAUUUUACCUCGGAUUCGGAUCGUCAAGUAGACGGUUCCAACGCCAAAUUGAAGAGGUCCCGCUCCUUGUUCACUCAUAAACAAGGGCGCACAGAUGCCUCUGAAGAGUCACUUGAUUUCCGCCAGCGGUAUAACCGCAAUUUUGGGGAGGAGGGUGAGAUAUCACCGCGACAGAGGUUACUUAACGUCAAGCGCGCCAGAAAAAUGGCGCAGGUUUUUGGGCAGGACCCACCUUCAGAAUUAAUACUUAUAGAUGAUGCCCGACCUUCAUCCAGACGACACUCUUUCUCUUCCAACGUUUCUUCACACAGCAUCGUACCUCCCACACCUGCUCUCGUGUAUAGCCCGUCUUCGAGUCCCGAGGAUGAGCGAAUGUUGCCUUAUUCCGUGAAUCGCUCCAACAACGAUGCUCCCGCCGACUCAUCCGAUGCUGACGAUUGCACAUUUACAUCAGCGUUCCGGGAGCGCAGGCGCCGCGCUGCUAAAUUGUCUCGCUUUUUUGGAGUUGCUUAUCAGGAUAUGUCCUCUUCCAUACCAACCACAGCUCCUCCGAUAGAGGAGCAGGUCGAGCGGCCUACGCCUGACGUACAAGUGGAUGUCCAGGUAACUGGCCGUAGAUUUUGGGGUUUUGAUGGCGGAUACACCACGCGGGAGGCGGACAUAGCAGAUGUUAUCGAUAAAUUGCGUUGCCUAAAGGCAGCGUAAAUUGGGAGGUUUCCAUGGACUCAAUCUCAUAUAUCAUAUCCGUUUAAUCGUAAGAUUCGACCGUCAUUUCAGACUGUCU